CCCGGAGGCUUGAUCUCGUAUUCGAGGUUUGAAGCUUAUGUUCAACGAUGGUGAAGUCUAGCCUCAUGCUAACCACAAAGUAGCUCUGCUUGCUCUCCACGAACUGACUAGCUGGCUGUCAAUGAAGGCGCCGCUGGGCUACGCCCGCCAAUGUUGGUUAUCUCAACCACGUGGUGACAGGAACUAUUUGGACGGAUCAUUCAACCAAUCUACUGGGAUCCCCAGAAGUGGAAUGGCCAGAACAGUCGGCAGGAUUUUGACUUUACAGUCGCAGCCGAGAUCCCGGUUGUUGAAAGCCUGCCCUGCAGUAGCGCAGAUCGCUCAUUGUUAAUCAACGAAUUCGCUUUUGCUAGCGUGAGGGGAACUUGAUGUCCCAGUAAGGCGGCGUUCCCGUCAAAGUCUAAGGAGAGGCGCCGUCUGUCCUGAGUUGACUACACGGUAGCAGUUCCACCUGAGUUACACAAGGCCGAGCGGGAACCCAGGCGGUCGGGUAAUAUUACACUAUCAGUACCACGCCAGAUCGAUAAGUCUAGAUCUGAUUGUUUACUCGGUAUGCUGUGCUGGCACGUCGAUACUCGAUGCGCAAUGUCGAGCCGGAGAAGCUCUUGUCGGAUUUACUCAAUCUUCUUGAGAGUCAAUGUCGCUUGUGAUGCUCAGGGCAUUGACAAAAAAGGUAAGCUUUCCGGUCUCCGGAUCGUAGACUUUGUGCCAAU
Colletotrichum acutatum is the source of this 713-nucleotide messenger RNA. RefSeq lists its product as uncharacterized. The record is from RefSeq and is a predicted model, not a curated record. The transcript is spliced from 2 exons. Lineage: Eukaryota; Fungi; Ascomycota; Sordariomycetes; Glomerellales; Glomerellaceae. Bases 122 to 331 code for a protein of 69 amino acids.